This is a messenger RNA of Trichosurus vulpecula (common brushtail), 4374 nucleotides long. It is a transcript of the gene SEC61A1, whose product is annotated as SEC61 translocon subunit alpha 1. Gene Ontology annotation, molecular function: ribosome binding; transmembrane protein transporter activity; signal sequence receptor activity. Gene Ontology annotation, cellular component: Sec61 translocon complex; membrane. Lineage: Eukaryota; Metazoa; Chordata; Mammalia; Diprotodontia; Phalangeridae. The record is from RefSeq and is a predicted model, not a curated record. Gene Ontology annotation, biological process: post-translational protein targeting to membrane, translocation; SRP-dependent cotranslational protein targeting to membrane, translocation.
AUGGGCAGUAAGUACCGAGACAGUGGUCCCCCCGGCCGGCCUCCCCCGGGCCCGGCCCGGCCGGCCUGGGCGCCCCGAGGCCCAGCUCCCCGUCGGCCCCACCCCCACCAGUCGGACCCGGCGUCCCGCGGGUUAAGUUUUCUGGAAGUCAUCAAGCCCUUCUGCGUCAUCCUCCCCGAGAUCCAGAAGCCCGAAAGGAAGAUCCAGUUCAAGGAGAAGGUAUUAUGGACUGCUAUCACACUCUUUAUCUUCUUAGUAUGUUGCCAGAUUCCUCUGUUUGGCAUCAUGUCAUCAGAUUCAGCGGAUCCUUUCUAUUGGAUGAGAGUGAUCUUGGCCUCUAACAGAGGCACGCUGAUGGAGCUGGGUAUCUCUCCCAUCGUUACCUCUGGCCUCAUCAUGCAGCUUCUGGCUGGGGCAAAGAUAAUUGAAGUGGGUGACACCCCAAAAGACCGUGCUCUUUUCAAUGGCGCCCAGAAGUUAUUCGGCAUGAUCAUUACUAUUGGCCAGUCUAUUGUGUAUGUAAUGACCGGAAUGUAUGGAGACCCUUCUGAAAUGGGUGCAGGGAUCUGCCUCCUGAUCACCAUUCAGCUCUUUGUUGCCGGAUUAAUUGUCCUGCUUUUGGAUGAGCUCCUGCAGAAAGGUUAUGGUCUUGGUUCUGGUAUCUCUCUCUUCAUUGCUACCAACAUCUGUGAGACCAGUUGGAAAGCAUUCAGUCCUACCACUGUCAACACUGGCCGAGGUAUGGAAUUUGAAGGUGCCAUCAUUGCAUUGUUCCAUCUGCUGGCUACACGGACAGAUAAAGUUCGGGCCCUUCGAGAAGCUUUUUACCGCCAAAACCUCCCCAACCUCAUGAAUCUGAUCGCCACUAUCUUUGUUGCAGUUGUUAUCUAUUUUCAGGGCUUCAGAGUUGACCUGCCCAUCAAAUCGGCCCGUUACCGCGGUCAGUACAACACCUAUCCCAUCAAGCUUUUCUACACUUCCAACAUUCCCAUCAUCCUUCAGUCGGCUCUAGUAUCUAAUCUGUACGUCAUUUCCCAGAUGUUGUCCGCUCGCUUCAGUGGCAACUUACUGGUUAGCCUGCUGGGCACCUGGUCUGAUACUUCUUCUGGGGGUCCAGCUGCGCUUAUUCCAGUUGGUGGCCUUUGCUACUACCUAUCACCCCCAGAAUUUGGCUCUGUGUUAGAAGAUCCUGUGCAUGCAGUUGUAUACAUCGUAUUCAUGCUGGGUUCAUGCGCAUUCUUUUCCAAAACGUGGAUUGAAGUCUCAGGCUCUCAGCCAAAGACGUUGCAAAACAACUAAAGGAACAGCAGAUGGUGAUGAGAGGUCACAGAGAAACUUCCAUGGUCCAUGAACUAAAUAGAUACAUUCCCACAGCUGCUGCAUUUGGUGGACUGUGCAUUGGGGCCCUCUCAGUCCUGGCAGAUUUCCUCGGAGCUAUUGGAUCUGGAACAGGAAUCCUGCUUGCUGUCACCAUCAUUUACCAAUACUUUGAAAUAUUGUCAAGGAACAGAGUGAAGUUGGCAGCAUGGGGGCUCUCUUGUUUUAAACUUCGCCUCUUCAUGGACCUAGAAGAGGGAAUGAGGGCGUUCUUGAAUUGUCCAAGAAGAGGUAAAGAAAUAACCAAAAUCUUGUUACAAGAGCUCUUACUGAAGGAGAGUCACAUAUGCUGUGGUAUAAGAACUUUUGUUUAAUAUUCUUUCAUUCCAACUUUUUUGUAUCAGAUGUGCACUUCUUAAAGUGCUAGAAAAUGUCAAGAAUCUUGUUUUUAGUCCUGGCAUUAGCAGAAGUAACUGUAGAAAUGGAAUUGUCUUUAUUUGACAUUUGUCCCCUGAGCUUAAUUGAUGUAAAUGAUGAAGAGUUUUCCAAAGUAUCAUCACUUUUUUAAAGAAUUCUUAUGCCUUGAGUUUGUGUCUUCUCAGCACUGACCCUUGCUGUACUAGUCACAAUUUCUACCACCCAGAGGGACCUAUGAAUCUGGUUAUAAGCACAAACCCCAUUAAAACUUACCCAGUCCAUACUGGGAAGUGGGUGGGAGGAAUAUGACUUUAAAUCCAGGUGGCUAGAAGGAAGCAUUCAUUAAAGGGUGUCUCUCUUAAAUGACCCUGAACAUUCAGUAAUACCUGAUGACAGGUAUCACAUAGCAGCAUAAGACUGUUUCCAGAUAGAAUUUUUUUUUCCUUUUCAAGGGAAUCUAAUUAGGGUAGCCUAGCUUUUCCGAGGGAAGAGAAGAAUAGCUUGCCUAAGAUUGGAGAAUGUCAACAACAGCCCUGGGAAGCCUGGUAAGCAGCUCUCUCUCAUUCUCCAGUUGUCAUCACUGUUGGCUACACUAACUGAAUUGUGGGAACUAAAAUAACAGAAACUGCAUGUCCUUGCUUCCUACAUGCUCAAUUACUUUUGCCUUUGGGAAGUCCAGAGUUCGAGCCUAGCUGGACUAAGCAGUCAGUUUCUGUCUCUCUGGAGAUAUAUGAAAACUAAUUUUUCUAGAAUAACCUUCCUAGCUCAGAGCUGUGCCUGAGAACCCCUCUAAGUGGCAUUGACAUAUCUUAUCCUGAUGCUUCCAAUUUAUAGUUCCAGCCAUCUCAUAUCAUUUCCCCUGAGUCUUCCUACUUCCUACCCUCUCAAAAAAUACUUCCAAAAGGAAAUAUUUUAGCAAGUAAUUAGGCAUAGAAGGAAAGUCACCCAAUUUUCAUAGCCAGUUUCAUCAUACAUACUAUUUUAUAGGAAGAUUAAAACAUUACCCUACUUGUAUUUUUAGAACUUUUUUAAAUAAAUUGUACAUAGGACCAAAUACAAGCAAUGUGAAUGAAAAGAAGCCAGGGAAUUGGGUUCUAUAAUAAACCAGUAUUGCCCAUUAUGGAAAAAGGGAUAAACUUAGGACAGGUAGGCAGUAAGAUCAGGAUUUUGAAAUCUACUUUUUUCAUAUGUUGGUCCAACUAUUUUAAGUCUUAAAGUUCUGUCCAAAAACUUUCUGUCCUCAACUCCCAAAUGGACUGCAGGAAUUAAGACCUUUUCUAAGUUGGGGAUAUUUAAGGAAAGCCUGAGGGAUUAACAUAAAGGACAUAGAGAAAGAUAAGUUGGCAGUAUUCACUGGGGUCUGUCUAAUGGUUGAACUAGGAAAUGAGGGAGACCAGUGGCACUAGAGAUGAAAGAUUCCUGGAAAGGAGAAUCUGGAAGCAAGGAGAGAACCAGGGCUGCAAAAUGAGAGCAAAGAACAGUGUCAGUCUGGUGUCAUGGCAAGUGGUGCUCCACCCAAAAGGAAGCGCAGUUUUAGCCCAGAGAUUACAACUGUUAAGGGGGAACUGCCACCUCAGGUGGAGUGUUUUAUACAUAGUACAGGGUGUUCCAAAAGUCUCCAUGCAGCUUUAAGCUAUUAAAGUUUAAUGCUUUAAUAUAAUAAAAGGUUUAAUAUAUUAAAAGUAUUAAAUUUUAAUAGUUUAAAGCUGCAUGGAGACUUUGGGAACGUCCUGUAUUUCAGCUAGCUCCAAGUCAGGUCUAGUUUCUGCUAGAAAGAGCAAUAUUAAUGUUAACUCAUGUCUGAGAUUGUCGACUCUUAAGACCAUCUUUGCCAAAUCAUUUGGAUUUGAGUCAUGGUGGUGGUUGGGUGUUGAAUUAUUGAGAUCCACUGUAGUGUUACAGGCAUGAAGCCGAAUGGUGACCUUGGAUGACCUAGAAGUGUGUGGGUAUCAUGAAGUCCUAGAACCAGAGCUGACUUUUGCAAUUAUCUAUUCCAUUUUAGAGAAGAAAUAGAGGUUUGAAAAGGUAAUGGGAUUUGCACAAGGUCUCAUUGAAAGUUUGUAGAUCCAGAACAGGAGUCCAAAUCUCCUGACUUUUCUAGUCCACAGUACCACGUGUGACCUCGUCUGGGCCCACUUAGGAACAUAGAAGUGGAUCUGAGACACUGAUCCUUGCCCCUUUUCCGCAGACAUUGAAUUUUGCUGACACUGCCUUCUAUUGCUAGAGAUCAUCUUGCUUCCUGCUAGAUCUUUCUUCAUCCCCUUCUCUCUUCCUGCUCAGUCCCAUGCUACACAGCAGAAACUGAUCACUGAGGGUGCAGAUGUGGAGUGACAACUGAACUCUCCUUCAACCAAAUAGUUGUUUGGGCUUUUUAUUUGGUUUAAAGCUCCUCCUCCAUAUACGCUUGAAUACCACUGAUACCAUUAACCAUGUGUUCUUGCCAUCUGCAAAUGACAAAGCAUCUUUACAAUCUAAUUGCCAAGUCUCCAAAUCUGCGAGGUUGGGCCAGCCUUGUGUAACAGUCAGUGUGCAAACUGGGACCAACACUCAGCCACCUUGGAAGGUUUAUUGAUAAGGUAAAUGAUGGCAUAAUGGAGGAAUGGAAACAAGCCAUGAAUAAAGAAAUGUUUUACAGUUCUA